Cannabis sativa is the source of this 753-nucleotide messenger RNA. RefSeq lists its product as uncharacterized. The record is from RefSeq and is a predicted model, not a curated record. The coding region runs from base 1 to 558 and encodes 185 amino acids. The transcript has a single exon. NCBI's taxonomy places the organism in Eukaryota, Viridiplantae, Streptophyta, Magnoliopsida, Rosales, Cannabaceae.
AUGGCCAACUCCGCCGAGCUACCACCACCAACUUCAAAUCUCCGCCGCCGUAACUCUAUAUCCACUUCUUCAGUCAUCCCAGCCACUCUCUCUCUUCCAGCCGCCGCCGCCGCCAAGUCUCGCCACAGCUCAAGCUUCCCAAUCCAAAACCGAAAUGGUUACGCGGCUCAUCCGCCGCCAUCCCUAGACUUCGAGCUCAUCUCUUUCAAGAACUCUUCUUCUUCUUCUUCUUCCCAACCUUACACUUCAUUAAAAGACCUCUUACCCUUUUCCCCUUCCGCCGUCGGGAUCAACUCGCCGACGGCAGUUUCCUCCGGCUACGAGAUCUCUAUCCGCAACCGGCUCGUGAAGCAGGCCGCUUGGGCUUACCUCCAGCCCAUGUCUUCUUCUCCCAGCUCCAACGGCUCACACUUCCUCGGCCGUAUCUGGGUCAGGCUCGCCGCCGUUCACAACCCCGUCACGUCUUGUCUCGGCUUCUUCAGACGAGUCGUAGUUCCUACUUUGAUCAGAGCCGUUGAUCGGAUUCUCAUUGCCCUUCGAGUCCGUUCGGCCAGAUAACGGUGAUUAUAAUUUCUAAUUACGUUUUCAUGCUCUGUUUUUUCUUUGCUUGGGUGAGAAAUUGUAAUGAAAAUCACUAGUAAAAAGAAGCCAUCUUUUUUUUUUUUUUUGAUUUUAUAAAAUGGAAAUCAGCAUAUAUUACAGGAAUAAAAAUAAAUAAAUAAAAAAAAAAAGAAAGAAAGAAAUGAAUUUCUA